Populus trichocarpa (black cottonwood) is the source of this 987-nucleotide messenger RNA. Its product is annotated as U-box domain-containing protein 33. NCBI's taxonomy places the organism in Eukaryota, Viridiplantae, Streptophyta, Magnoliopsida, Malpighiales, Salicaceae. The transcript has 4 exons. Bases 209 to 913 code for a protein of 234 amino acids. The record is from RefSeq and is a predicted model, not a curated record.
AAAAAAGAAUCUGCUUUUCUUGUCUUCCUUUUAUUUUGUGGCCUUGAGAGCAACGACCACUUCCUUUUUAACUGCCAAUAUAUAUUUAACUAGCACAAAAAUCUUGAUUUCUUCGCUCUAAAAGACCACCUAUCUCUGUCACACAACUUAUGUCGUUCAUUUCUCUCUAAUCUAUGCUUGUGUAAUAAUACAAAGCGUAAAGGAAAGGAUGGAAGAGGAGAAAUAUGUGCCGGCAAGUUCUAUGCGGUACGGUGCGCGAAUCAUGUCGCCCGAAAUUGUGGAGAUAGGAGAAGACAUCAAGCCUAUUUCUAACAGCAUAGAUGGAGUCAGUCAUGAUGUUUAUGUAGCUGUUGGUAAAAAUGACACAGAUGUACUGAAGUGGGCUCUAGAUCAUGCUGUUUUACCUGGAGCUCGAGUUUUUCUAGUCCAUGUUUUUCCUCCUCUGACAUAUAUUCCUACACCAGUUGGAAGACUAUCUAGGAGCCAAUUGAGCCAAGAUCAGAUGAGAUUUUACAUUAAUGAAGAGAAUAACAGAAGAAGAAACCAUUUGCAAAAAUACAUUAGCCUGUGUGCCGAUGCCAAGGUGACAGUGGAUACAAUGCUCCUGGAGAGCAAUUCCACUGCCAAAGCUAUUCUAGAGCUCAUUCCCGUUCUCAACAUUAGACACCUUGUCAUGGGAACUAAACGCUUGCCUCGCUCAAGGCUACUAAGGAAGAAGCUGGCGAAAGGAGAAUUUGUGAAGAAGAAUGCUCCAGACUAUUGUGAGGUUAGUAUUAUUCAUGAAAGCAAGAAGAUCAUGGAUGGUCAGCAUGGGAUAGAGCCAGUUUCAUCCUGUCCCCAAAGACCUGAUGUCAUCCGCAACUCUGAAAAGAAGUUUUUCGAGCUUGCAUGCUUUUCAGGCAAGUUGAAGUGAAGAUUAUAUGUUAAUGUAUUGUGCACAAAUGGAUAUUGUAUGCAAAAUUAAGAAGCAGUUUAGUAUUUACUUAA